CUGUUUUUACGAAAACAAGAAAACGAAAUUUCUUUAAGUACUUUUCAUCCUAGAACUGUGAUUGCAUCGAAAAAUGGCGAAGAGAGGCUAAAAGGAAAAGAAAGCUUACAGAAGAAACAAUCGAAUUUUCAACAGCAUCAAUUUUCCACAACCAAUAAUUAUGAAA
Messenger RNA from Funneliformis mosseae, 166 nucleotides. The record is from the annotation of a GenBank genome assembly. Lineage: Eukaryota; Fungi; Glomeromycota; Glomeromycetes; Glomerales; Glomeraceae.